This is a messenger RNA of Fusarium coffeatum, 645 nucleotides long. RefSeq lists its product as uncharacterized. The transcript has a single exon. The record is from RefSeq and is a predicted model, not a curated record. NCBI's taxonomy places the organism in Eukaryota, Fungi, Ascomycota, Sordariomycetes, Hypocreales, Nectriaceae. The coding region runs from base 1 to 645 and encodes 214 amino acids.
AUGAAUUUCAAGCUGUUCUCAAGCGUUGCCCAUCAGUCUCUCUUGCCGGUGGAUCCGUCGUCAGAGUCCUUUGAGCUCCAUGCCGUGCCAGGACCCGAUAUUUGGCGAACACCCGCUUGCGCUGGAGGCCGAGACGAUUUCAACGGCCCUAUUUACGCCACACCUUUACCUCUCAAUUCAUUCAAAAGCGCCAAGGUUACUAUAUCGGCGGACUUUGUAGCGUCUUACUCACAAGGCGGUCUUAUUCUAUUCUUUCCUGACUCCGACCCGUCGCCAGACGCUGCUGGAAACCUUCACCUAUCCUCCUCGCCGGGGACAUGGAUCAAAGCCGGAAUCGAGCACGUGGAUGGCGAACUAUUCGCCUCUGUCGCUGCUGGCCAGCCCUACUCAGAUUGGAGUUUGACAAAAUUGGGUGAAAGUACUGCCACUUUCGAAAUGGAGAAGAUAAAUGGUUCUCUUUGGAUCUAUGUUACCGGAUCUGACGGACGGCGCAUGCCAUUGAGGAAAUUGACUUGGGUCUUUGAUAUGGAGCCGCAGAACAAAAUCUGGGUUGGCGUCGCUGCUUGCAUGCCUAAAGGCAAUGGAACGACAGAUGGUGGCUCGUUAUCAGUAACCUUUCGUGAUCUUUGUAUAAGAGCCGAAUAG